This is a messenger RNA of Cucurbita moschata (crookneck pumpkin), 2175 nucleotides long. RefSeq names its product serine/threonine-protein kinase D6PK-like. The coding region runs from base 425 to 2071 and encodes 548 amino acids. Lineage: Eukaryota; Viridiplantae; Streptophyta; Magnoliopsida; Cucurbitales; Cucurbitaceae. Gene Ontology annotation, molecular function: protein serine/threonine kinase activity; ATP binding. Gene Ontology annotation, cellular component: plasma membrane; cytoplasm; nucleus. The transcript has 2 exons. The record is from RefSeq and is a predicted model, not a curated record. Gene Ontology annotation, biological process: protein phosphorylation.
CCCCUUCUUCUUUUCUCUCAUCCCCCCUUUUCCACUGUCACGCACACCACCAAAAGCAAACCAAACCCAACCCCAACUCCCUUUCCCCUUCAUUUUAGGUAUGCUUUUCCUCCCUUCAUCUUGCUCUUCUUUCAUUUCUUCUGGUUUUGGCUUCUGGGGUUGCGUUUUCUCCCCCACGGAUCUGUUCUUUGCACUGAAGAAGAAGCUUGUGGGUUUCCAUUUCAAGAUCUGGGGUUUCCUUGUUACCCUUUGAAUCUUCUGUUUCUUCUAUGUUGUUUCAUCUCUAUAUAUAUAUAUAUAUAUAUUUCAUUUUGAUGCAGUUUUCAGGUCAUCAUUCGAAGGCAGGAGUGUUCUUCAUAUUGUGUGCUGCUCGAUGAAUUUUCUCAAAUCUGAUUUGCUUUAAUCCAACUCUUUCUUACCUCUAAUGGCCUCAAAAUCGGCUUCCAAACCUUCUGCAACUGAUCCACUUAUCUCUGGAGAUGUAUUGAACUCCACGCAGAGAUCCUUGAAUCAGUGUACUUUGAGUGAUUCAUCAAGCACCAAAGAGAUCACAUUGACCCAGCGAGAUCCUGCGCUUACCGGGACUCGGGGUGUAGCAGAGGACUCUGUGGAACCUGAAAAGAAGACAUCAGAAUGUGAGAGUGGGAAGGAUACGAACAGUGUUGCUAAGAGCAGUGGAAGUGGUAAGAUUAGUAACUGUGUGGAGAUGGUUGAGAGUGGGAAGAGCAGCGUGUGUCGGGGUAGCACGAGCAGCGAUAUCAGCGAUGAAAGCAGCUGUAGCAGCUUUAGUAGUAGCAUCAGUAAGCCUCACAAGUCGAAUGACUUGAGAUGGGAGGCCAUCCAAGCUGUCCGUGCAAGGGAUGGGAUUUUGGGAUUAGGCCAUUUUAGACUGUUGAAGAGACUAGGUUGUGGCGAUAUCGGAAGCGUCUACUUGUCGGAGUUGAGCGGUACUAAAUGUUACUUUGCAAUGAAGGUCAUGGAUAAAGGGUCUCUAGCGAGUCGAAAGAAGUUGCUUCGUGCUCAGACCGAACGAGAAAUACUGCAAUCUCUUGAUCAUCCAUUCCUGCCUACAUUGUAUACUCAUUUCGAAACUGAUAAGUUCUCAUGCUUGGUGAUGGAGUUCUGCCCUGGGGGAGACUUGCACACUCUAAGGCAGAGACAGCCCGGGAAGCAUUUUCCCGAACAGGCCGUGAAAUUUUAUGUAGCAGAGGUCCUCCUAGCACUUGAGUAUCUUCACAUGCUCGGGAUCAUAUACCGGGACCUUAAGCCCGAGAAUGUUCUCGUGAGGGAGGACGGACACAUAAUGCUUUCAGAUUUUGAUCUUUCCUUAAGAUGUGCUGUUAGUCCAACGUUGGUUAAGGGCUCAUGUUCGGAGUCCGAGGCGUUGAGAAAGAAUUCAGUUUAUUGUGCUCAACCGGCUUGUAUCCAACCUUCCUGCAUCCAGCCAUCCUGUGUAGUUCCCACCAUGUGCUUCUCUCCCAGGCUUUUCUCUAGCAAGUCAAAGAAGGAUAGGAAACCCAAGAUUGAAAUAGGAAACCAGGUAACGCCAUUGCCAGAGCUCGUUGCAGAGCCUACGGAGGCAAGGUCGAUGUCGUUCGUUGGUACACACGAGUACUUGGCGCCCGAGAUCAUUAAAGGCGAAGGUCAUGGAAGUGCUGUUGACUGGUGGACAUUUGGGAUCUUUCUAUAUGAACUGUUGUUUGGUAAAACUCCUUUUAAGGGAUCUGGGAAUCGAGCAACGUUGUUCAACGUCGUCGGUCAGCCUUUACGGUUUCCUGAAUCACCAGUUGUUAGUUUUGCUGCGAGAGAUCUCAUCAGGGGAUUGCUUGUCAAGGAACCACAGCAUAGAUUAGCUUACAAACGAGGAGCAACUGAGAUCAAACAACACCCCUUCUUUGAAGGUGUUAACUGGGCAUUGAUACGAUGCGCUUCGCCACCGGAAGUACCAAAGCCUGUCGAGAUCGAGCGGAUACCCUCACCAACACCUCCAGUCAGUGGAAAAACUGUAAUGGCCAGACCUGGCCCUGACUCCAAAUCAUCUGAUAAUUAUCUGGAGUUUGAUUUCUUUUAGUAACGACAAUACUUGUUUUUGCCUGUCAACAAUUUCAAUUUUCAGUUUGCAGAAGUAAUGGUAUGUACUUUUUGUCAUCUAAAGCUUGAGAACAGUUCACAUAA